This is a messenger RNA of Fusarium poae, 402 nucleotides long. RefSeq lists its product as uncharacterized. The record is from RefSeq and is a predicted model, not a curated record. Lineage: Eukaryota; Fungi; Ascomycota; Sordariomycetes; Hypocreales; Nectriaceae. The transcript has a single exon. Bases 1 to 402 code for a protein of 133 amino acids.
AUGGCUUCACGUACAAGCAUCAACUGGAAGUGUUUGCACGUUCGCCCUCAAGAUGUUCCCUCUUUAACACGGGAACAUACGGCGCAUGUCGUUGGGCCUAGUCCAUAUGAUGGCCUACUGGAAAUUGCUGUGCCCAAUCACCCACCCUUCGAUUCUCGGUAUGCGGACCUAUCUAAGAAGCCCCCAGUGUCCAUUGAGUCAAUGAUGUCCAAGUACUUGUUGCACAUGCACGGACCGGUGGUCGCCUAUCAGUGCGCACUCUUGAACUUUGUUGAAAUUAUUCGAAAGGGCAUCGCCAAGCAUGGAACGAGUCUGGCAGAGUAUUACCUGGAGCGAUACAGCCUUACUACUCCAUGGAUCGAAUACAUCCUCGUAUUUGAUGCACUGUCUGUAUGUCUCUAA